Orbicella faveolata is the source of this 7857-nucleotide messenger RNA. RefSeq names its product b(0,+)-type amino acid transporter 1-like. The record is from RefSeq and is a predicted model, not a curated record. NCBI's taxonomy places the organism in Eukaryota, Metazoa, Cnidaria, Anthozoa, Scleractinia, Merulinidae. Gene Ontology annotation, cellular component: membrane. Gene Ontology annotation, molecular function: L-amino acid transmembrane transporter activity. Gene Ontology annotation, biological process: amino acid transmembrane transport.
CAUAAAGGAAAGGGUAAUUCUGUUAGUUUUCGCCGAAUCUGUAAAAAAGGUGAAACACAUGGCAGAGUACUUUCAGUUGGCUCUAAGAUAGAGAAAUGAAUAUUUUAGUAUCUGAAGAAUUAAGAUGAGAGACUUCAAUUUUCUUCCGAGUGAUAUUUGUCGAGCAUUAGGUGUUCUUUGGCGGGAAAGCGAUGCCUUGUCAGAAACUGUUCAAUCACCAUGACUUUCAAUUAAAUGAGACUUAUUUAUUUCUCAAACAUUUUCUAAAUGAUGUAGUCCAUUAAAAUCAAGGUUGCACUGCGAUUGUAAUCUAUCAGAUCUACUUUGGAGGAUUGGCGUGAAAAAAAAAGUCAGCCGCGGAGAAAGCGACAAAGUAGCGCUGAACUUCCAACAUGAUAUUGAUUAUGGUUGAAUCCCGCUGACCGAGCUGAGGGUUGUGCGGAAGUGUAGACAAUAAAUCUCUCAGGUCAAACCAAUGCGAGAUGCGUGUUUGAAAAGUCGGGUAGAUUAGCAGAAUACAUAAAUAUACGAUUUUAAAACGAAGUCUUCACAGAAGAAAUAACUAUAACCAUUCAGCAAUGUAGUAUCGCAGCCGGAAACCGGCUAGAACGGCGAACAAUUCUUCUCAUUCCGCUGGUUUACCGGUGGAUAAGUCAUAUCGGCUUCACUGCUUUCCGACUGAGCUACUCGGUAUGUUACUCUAAUUUUUUUUAUUUUUGCAGCUGUUAUCGAGUUUAUGUCAAUGCUUUCAUCAACCUCUUACAACGAUCUCUGGCAAAACUGACAGCUCGGCCCUGAUAUAAUGAAAGAAAUUGUGCGUUGAUUAAAAUUAAUUGUUAAAAUUUAUUUUGCAAAGCUAUUAUUUUAGUCAUGUUUGUGUUGGGCCCUAUAUGCACGAAGAGCACUUUUAAAGUAGAUGAUCUACGACACAUACAGUACACAGCUAAAGUCAUUUUAAAAACGGAAGCUCUCUUGUUCGCUGCUUGAGGUAAAAAGGAUUAUUUUACAAUUUGUCAUCUAUCAUAUAGUUUGUGGCCAAUCCAUCGUCCUUUCUCGCUCCUUGUCUUUCAAAUGCAAAUCGAAUGUAACAGGUGCCACUUUGGCAUGCAAAUCCUCGCGGGAACACUUGAAAAAUUUGAAACCGGCCGCAUUUUUAAAUUAAAUUUAUCUCUCGAUCUCACAAUUUGGGCACGAAAAACCAUGGGAAGUAAUCUGGCCCACGCAAACUGGUCAUUCGAGCUCGUUAUCUCAAGGGAUGGAGUGGUGCUCAGAAAAUGCAUGAGUACUUUCCAUUCUGCCAAAGAGAAAUUUGAGUUUAGCGAAGCCGGACUUGCAAUAUUACGCCCUUCACUUGAUGCCGUGCACACUGAUAAAGACUACGAAGGCUUCUCUGACAAAUAGCAAAAGCACUGGUAAACACUGGUACCAGAAAAGUUUCGCAUCCUAUCUGACAAGGUGGGCCUAAAUGGUUGUACGGUACCCGCUAUGUUUUCCAGAGAACAAAGAAAUUUAGUUUUUACAUGAAGUUGCUGUGCGUUCAGUUCCUUUGCUCAUCUUAUUUCACGGUACAUUCAUGAAGUGCUCUCUCAGCAGACUCAGUACCUUAUGCUACGUAUUUUAUUUACGUACGUACGUUAAGCCAACUUUUUUUCAUCUGUGCCUGGGAACUUCGUUCUGUAUUUGUUUUGGUGACUCGUUCGGUCUCUUAUUUUCGUCCCACCCCAUAGUGCCGGUCUCGCGACAAUACGGUGUUGGUUGUUGAUGUCAGUAAGUGGUUUCUCCAUGCCCACUGGCUUGUAGUCUGACUGUUAAUUAAACGACUUGUAAAAAUAUAAACAUCAAAACUUUACUAGCUGUCGUUUGAUUCUUGGCUACGUACGGUUUCCUGGCCAUUGUAUAUGUUAAUCCUUCGCAGGUAUCUGUUGAUUGUUUUCUCCCUAGAAACGUCCAUUGCAUGCAUGAUCUAUCUGCAUCCGAUUCUGAUUAUGUUCGAUUCAAAACUCUGUUGCAGUUUUGCCUGGGUAAGAAAAUGACUGACCAGGGUCUGCUUAACGAAAAGCUUUCUUGGGUUCCUAUAAAAGUUUUUCACACCAUCAAAAGCGCCAUGACUUGUUUUCACUUUUGUUAAAUUCUCACGUCCUUGUCUCAUGGCGAAAUGCAUUCCUUCUACCUAAAUUGCGCCUGUUAUUAAACUCAAACCGAACUGAAAAUGGUGAAAAACAACAAAUAACUCAUCUGACAGGAAAAUAAAAGUCAGUAGUCUACUAGGCGGAAAGCCAAGCUGUGAAAAUUACAGGUGAAAAGUCCCUCCCUUAAACACUGGUGUGGCCUGACGCUCUCACAUGGGUGUGGUCAAUUUGACCCGGUCUAUUACUAAAUACUGACCAUCCUCAAACAUGGGUGUCGUCGAAUUUUACCUCUUGGCCCCUUGUACUCUCACUCACACAGCUGAGAACAACGCGAGAUUUUGGUAACUUUGAAGUCUGUUUUAAAAGGUUCCUUUUCCGCAAAGUUCAACAUUUAAUAAAUUAAGGUCUGAUACAACAUGCGAAGUGAUUUUUCUAGAACAUAUUUUGGUUUUCUAUACUUGUUUGCUGAAACUAAGCAUUACUAGGCCGAGUUGACUUCUUAUUGCAUUCUCUUGCAUAUUGUUCUGGGAAAUUUGACCCUUUGAGGAGUACACGUUCUCAAAUAAUGAUUACUUUAAAUUAACCAAGUGGGGUCUUAGUGGCUUAUAAACACGCCAAAUAUUGCUAUAAAAACAACGACCACGAGGGCGAAAGUUUUGUUUUGAUAGUCUGCAUCAGAAUAGAUCUGCGCAUGAUAUCUAAUCUGUCUAAUUUUCCCUUUCUAAUCUUCCUUUGUUGAAGAUCGACUUACUCUGCAAAUCAUUAUGUUUUCGUACUUUUGUUACCAAAGAGAAGUGUUUUGGGCAUUUUCGGCAUUUUCGAAUGAUAAUUAACUGUCAGGGACCAUUUUCACUAAUUAUGAAGACCUACGAAACUGAAACUUUUUUCACAAGGUUUCUUCGAUUCCUCAUUGUUUCAUCAAGGAAACAUGAAGCUAAGCUUUUCACGCUGUCGAUAAAGUUGUAUGCAUGACCUCGGAUAUUAUUGAGCGGCUUCGUCAACAAACUGAACUCUGUGGGUGAUCGCCAACUGGAUUUUUUCCAGUAAGUCGAGUUACUCUGGUGAUAUGAUGCAAUGUUUGGGUUUGUGAAAAUCACAAAGCACGUGAGUGUUUAGUCAAAGGAAACCCCAAUUGUUUUCGGCAAUGUUCGAUUCUUGAAUAAAUUAAUCUGUUGUUUUCAGUUUCACUCACUUUUGCCUUAUUUAUUGGCAGAAAUGAAAAGUUAUGAACAAUUAUUCCGUGAGUAGUUUCGAGAAAAUUUCUGUUUUCAGGGAGGUAUCUCACGUGAAUUUCAUGCGUCAGUGUUUACAUUGAAAGGACGGUCAAAGUGCAGUGACAAAAGGCGAUUCCUCGACCAAUCACAGACGAGCCGCUUUUCGUGUUGAUGAAUAUUUAACCUGAAGUUUUCCCGCGCAGAGUCAAAAGACACCCGGUGUUUUCUUUGGGAAACGAAGUUCGAGAGUUGGCUUGAUCUCGUAUUUCGUAUUCAGAAUUUAGAGGAAACCUCAGCCUUGCGGUGAGAGCGGAGUCCCUUGUAACCUCUGCCCUUCAACUUUGCUUCAAUGGCUUCGAAAGCAGAAGAAGCGGCCGCCGUACAGCCGCUAACCGGCGAUCAUGGCGACAAAGAAACGAACGGAGACGCUCUCCCGGCAAUUGAGGACAACAGAUCGGUUGGCCUUAAAAAAGAAGUUACCCUGCUCAAUGGUAUUGCUCUUGUUGUCGGAGUGAUCAUCGGCUCCGGGAUUUUCAUCUCUCCAACAGGCGUGCUCCAAAGAACAGGCUCGGUUGGUAUGAGUUUGGUCGUAUGGGCCGGCUGUGGUUUCCUCGCGCUUUUGGGUUCUCUCUGCUACUGUGAAAUGGGUACUAUGAUCCCCAAAUCUGGUGCGGAAUACUCCUAUCUGUACGAAGCCUUUGGUGCUCUCCCCGCCUUCCUGUACAGUUGGACCCUCGCUCUAAUCAUUCGGCCAUCCUCCCUUAGUGUGGUCGCUCUGACUUUCGCACGCUAUGUGAGCCAACCUUUCUUUCCCGAUUGUGAGAUCAGCCCGAUCCCUGUGCGAAAAAUCUUGGCAGCGACUUGUCUGGCACUGACCAUGUUCAUAAACUGUGCAAGUGUGAAAUGGGCAACACGUAUACAAGACACUUUCACUUUUGGAAAACUUAUUGCUCUGGUAAUCUUGAUUGUAAUUGGCCUCAUAGAGAUUGGAUCAGGUAAUGUUCAGAACUUUGAAGGAUCCUUUGAUGGAACUACUUCCAACUUGGCAAAUAUUGGACUGGCCUUCUACUCUGGUCUUUGGGCGUAUGAUGGAUGGAACAGCUUAAAUUUUGUCACUGAGGAAAUGAAGAAUCCUGCAAGAGAUCUUCCACGUGCUCUCAUGAUUGGAAUUCCUCUUGUGACCAUCGUAUAUUUGUUGACCAACAUUGCUUAUAUUGCUGUGGUUGGAGGAGAGAGAAUUCUGACGUCAGGUGCAGUUGCUAUGGUGGUUGGAGAGGAAAAGAUGGGUCCUGUUGCAUGGUUCAUUCCCAUCUUUGUUGCAUGCUCCACAUUUGGCUGUGUGAAUGGUCUGGCUUUCAGUGGUGCUAGGCUGGUUUUUGUGUCAGCUCGUAAUGGCCACAUGCCUAAAGUACUUGCCAUGAUUCACAAGACACGCAACACUCCCAUGCCUUCCAUUGUGUUCUUGCAUGUAAUUGCCAUGAUUAUGUUGAUUCCGGACUCCAGCAGUUUCAGCACCCUUGUCAACUACUUCAGCUUUGCCGCAUGGCUAUCGUACUUUGCAGUCUUUUCAGCUCUGCUCUACCUCAGGUGGAAACGUCCACAGGCAGACAGACCUUACAAGGUUUGGCUGAUUGUUCCCAUAGUCAUUGCCAUAGCGUCCCUGUACUUGUUGAUCACUCCAUUUUGGCAGGAGCCUGUGGAGUCUUCCCUUGCCCUCAUCUUUAUAGCUCUUGGUAUUCCUGUUUACAUCAUAUUUGUUUGGUGGGACAAAACCAGAUAUGCCUGCUCUGGAUUUUGUGGACGAUUCACCUACAACAUGCAAAAGAUCUUCAACAUCUCAUUAGCAGAGUCUCCUGAAGAAACUCUGUUUGAAGAUUAAACCUUCACUUGUAUCCAUUCCAACAUCCAGUUGAAACCAAGAGAGCUUGGACAUAACAAUUAAUUUAUCCAUACAUAAUUUAUGCUUACUGUAAUGUAGUUCCAUUCAUUGCUAUGCUGCUCAAAAGCAACAUAAGGCAGGCUCUCUGUGCCUGUAACUUGCUCUAGUUUUGUGUUGAUUCAUAUAUAUUUGUAUUUCUACAAGACUACGUUGAAUAUUGUAGUUUUAACUGAAAGGGAAAUUCAUUUUACCCUAAUUAGUGUUAGUGAGAUUUGGUUCAAUCUAUGAUAUCUUUCAUUAUUUAUGUUAUAAAUCAUUUUAGGAAAUCCUUCACUUAGCAUUGUUUGUUAGGUAGUAAUUUGCAAAAUGGACAAAAUUUGAGAAUUUUGUUUCAAUUUUGAACUUACAUGUAUGAUAAUAACAUCGCAAGGCAUCCAUUUAACUGGUCACUGACACCCUGCUUUCAUUCAUUAUUUUAGAAUUAUAUUUUUGACGUGGAAGAUUGAUUGGACUCAAUUAAAUUUAAGUUUUUAAGGAGGGUAUCCUUUUUUCACUGAAAAAAUCUUUUUUUUUUCUCGUUAGUGGUUUUGCUGCAUUUCAUAGAAAAUGUUAAUUGCUCCAUUCAUUUACUUGAAUUGUUGAUUUUGGUUAGAUUUUCCUUAAAGAUUCAAAUUGUACUCUAGCAGAUUAGCCCUUAAUCGUGUGAUUUAAUAUUAUAAUCAUGUAUGCAAUAUAAUAAUAAGUUCCUAGAAAAUUAGCUGUGGAAAUGAUUUGAAGUUAACUUAGUCGAUCAAAAAGGAUGAACUCAACUUCCUUCUUACAAUUAUUGACAAUUACGUACGUGUUAGUAUAUGGGAAGAAUUUACUGUAUUUAAAAUCAUAUGAAGUGAGCCUAGACACAAAGAUCACUUUUGAUUCAUCUAGCUCUGUGUUACUGCAAUCAUGUUCUACAGACGUACAUGUAUACUUAGCGACGCUAUAUUAUAGUAUAUACCCUACUUUAACUCAAUCCUGGUCAUAUCGGAAAUAUACAUUUUUGUGAGUGGCUGACUUCCUGUGAUUCAGUUUGGAAAAUCGUACAUUGAUUACCUGGAAAUCUUAAAAAUAGGAUUCAAACUAUGCGACGUCGCGUUUGGCAAAAGACGUCCCAUUCAUACAUGGUCUUGUUUAUUCACUGAUUUGGUGUCUUUGGAGGGGAUUAUUCACUACAGGUAAUAAUAACUAGUAUUUUCGUUUGGAGACAAGUUUUAGUAUGUUGUAGAAAGUUGAUACGAAAGGUUAUUGCUAGAAAAAGGUAGAAAAGUUACGUUUAGGACAAGUAUGAAUGACUUUUAGAUUACAUGAAUUUCCACUAGGAAGGUAGUUUUAUUUAGUUAAAAUUAUCCUCAACCCAUGAUUUAGCCGUUUUUAAUUAGUUUAGUCGUAAGAUUUUAGUCAAAUUGAUUCAUCAUUCAAGAUAUGUUAGGUCAAUUAUAGAAAAUUUAGUCGAGUAAGGAACGGGUGUUGACCGUAAAGUAGCUGCGACUUUACUCUGCAGUUUGGGAUGAUAGUUACUGAAAGCUUUUGCAAGUGUAAUGUUUUACACUAUUUUUUCCUUAACUUAUUGAAACAAACUGAUACAAGUGACUUGUGAGAAAAUGGAAAGGUUUUAUUUAAAUAAAUAAUAAACUGCGACAGAAUUCGUGCUAGUGGAGUUUGAAAAGUGUUUACGAAACUCGCGAAUAGGAUUGAAAAGUCGGAUCACAGUAUUUAGCUUAAAAACACAGUUAAGUUUUAUUUAAUUAAGAAUUAAUGUAAGUGUUAAAGAAAACUGUGUUUAUAGUUGUCAAGGUGAGGUUAUUAGUCAAUAAGUGAAAACCUUUUAGUAUGUUUUCGCGGCGUUUGGUCGAUCACACCUUCGUCGAGUCGGGUCUGGCAGAGUCGGGCUGAACCGUGCCAAGUCGUUACCAAUCGAGUCAGGUCGAGAGUAGUCAUGUACGCUCGAUCUUUGUUCGGGAUACUUCGAUAUACGAACUUCGAAGACGGUAUUCCUUUUAAAGUGAACAUAAUUCUAAAGCAAAGUGGAAUGAAACAUUAGAACAUGUUAAGAUAAUCUCCUUUGUAGAGUUGACUGAAAAUCGAGCCCUCGUUAGCUCGUAAUUUCGUCUUGUUGCUUAAUAGUUUUUAAGGGAAACCUCAGUCCUUCAGACCUUUGUGAUACCCUCACCUUGCCUAAUCAUAUGCUCUAGGAUAUUUUAAGAAAACCUGUGUCUAAUACGUAUUUAAAGAUAAUUGAUGUUGUGUCUAACUUUAUGUACAUAAUCUAGUGAAAGUUAGUUAUGUUUUUGCGACGUCGCUUUGAAUGUCAGAAUUAUAUCUAACACCAGGGCUGUAGCCAGUAUGAGGCAAACCGAAGCACUUGCUUCAGUUUUUUGUUUUUGUUUUGAAGAAGAAAAGUGAAACAAUGCUAAAUACCUGGGAAGAGAAUUAAAUCAUGGACAUAGCCUCAAUCAUAAUUUUUUCUAAAUAACUAGGAAGAGAAUUAAACCAUGGACAGAGCCUCAAUCAUAAUUUUUUCUGGUUACGGCCCUAAUUACAAGCGUAUGAAGAUAAUGCUGAGCUGUUUUGCUGCUGAUUAAAGUCAAAAUUAAUGUGA